Messenger RNA from Pseudozyma flocculosa PF-1, 1968 nucleotides. RefSeq lists its product as uncharacterized. Bases 1 to 1968 code for a protein of 655 amino acids. The record is from RefSeq and is a predicted model, not a curated record. Lineage: Eukaryota; Fungi; Basidiomycota; Ustilaginomycetes; Ustilaginales; Ustilaginaceae. The transcript is spliced from 2 exons.
AUGGCUAGCUACUUGAGCAGCACUGCUCCUUUUGAGAGCUUCAAGGUGACGCUGCACCACGCCAACCGCUUCCUCUCCUCGCAGGCCCAAGAAGCCUUCCAUGAUCAUGCGGGCGGCGUUGUCGCCCCGGCGUCGUUGCUCAAGCUGGAGGUACUCGGCGGGUCCACUUGGAGCGUCGAGUUCGCGCCAUUCAUCGCCGUCAACGCUCGCGCUGCGCGUCUGGUCGAUUCGCCCACGCUUGUCGGCGGUGAGACCCCUGCCGUGGAGGAAAACGUCGGCGGCUGGUGCCGUCACGUCGAUGUCCGCAUCGAUGCCAUCCUCAACGACUUCCGCAGUCACAACCAUCCCUCCGCCACGGCGAGCCUGAAGCGGUCGUCGGUCUUCUUCGGGGCCAACGGCCUCGAUCGUGACUUCGAGUUCCCCGCGUCCAUGGGACUCUUCUAUCCGGAAAGGACGGCGCACGGCUUUGACAUCGACUUCGUCUUCACCUUGCAUGAGCCGGGCCUGGUGGCGGUGCCCUCUCCUUGGAGUCCGGAAGUGAAGCAUCAGCCGGCAGGUCGGAACGGCAAGCAUGCACAGCCUGGCUCAUCGAUCGCUCCAGCCGCGACGGCCGCGCAGGACGGCGUCAGCGAUCGUGCUAGCAUCCGUGCGUUCGGCCUCGUCACUCUGCCGGAGGCGACGCUCGACACGAUUGCUUCGACCCUGAACGGAGGGGCUUGGGGCGACGUCUGCUUCGUCCUCAAGGACCCCGGCUCGAAUCGCGAUUUUGCCUCCGUCUACGGCAACUCCAAGCUUAUCGGCAGCCGCUCGCUCCAUCUGCGUCGCCUGAUAGAAGAGGCAGGCAGGAGCAGUGUGCAGGACGCGAUCGAGGCCUUGAUCGAUGGCAAGAGAUCGGCCGACAAAGGUCUCGAGCAGCAGCGCUUUCCUCAUGAGGUGGCCGACUCAGACUACGGACUCGUUCUCAAUGGAAGCGGCGCCGAGAGUCCACGCGGAUCCCAGGCGAGGUCUUCGACGCCGAUGUCACCCUCCUCGCGCUUCACCGAGCAGGACGUCGACGGAGGACGCGUGGAUUGCUACCGAGCCGACCCAGGAGCCCCGAGUCCCGCUCGCAGUCACCCGAGCACCGGCCGCACCCUCGCCUUCGGCCGCUUCCGUCCACGCAAGCUCAAGCAACAGCACAAUGCCACGCUGGAUGCGAGCAUCGACUUGUUCGACCUCGGCCUCGACGAAGAUCCCACCACCACGGUGACGCGCUCCGCAGCAACGAGCUCCGAUCCGCUUCGAGGGGCGACGCCAUGCGACGGCAUCGGGGCGGGGCAGCCCAUCAGAUACAUCGCCAUCCGGGACGCGGCGUUCACCACGUUCAGCCGCGUCGUUCUGUGGCUCGAAACGGAUCAGAUCGUCUUCGCUCCUCUCUCGAGCGCUCAGCAGGUCGCAGAGGACGAGGGCGUCGCCAGUGUCCCUGGUUUGCGCCCGACCCCGUACGGUGCCACGAUGCCCACCGACUCUCCGUGGCAGACCCGCGACGGCUUCGUUCAGGCCUACCUCCGUUCUCACCCCGACCAUCCCGCGCCCGCCAGCGCCAAGUCCGUCUAUCGACUGGCGGAGACGUUCCAGCUGACGGAGCUGCAGGAUCUCGCUCUUGCCCACAUCUGCUCGCAGCUGCGCCCGUCCAAUGUCCUCUGCGAGCUGUUCAGCCCCUUUACGCUGCGCUAUCCCAAGGUUCGUGAGAUGCAGCUCGAGUACGCGCUGCAGCACUGGGAAGAGAUCAAGCAAAGGCACCCGAGCAACCUGGACAAGAUCCUCCAGCAGAGCCACUUCCUUCCCGAGGCGUCGAGGCUGCUCGGUAGGAUGCUUGGCAUGGCAACGAUGCAAGUGGCCAACAGGGAGGAGCAGAGGGCGAUGCCAUCGCAGCGCCACGUGGAAGAAAGAUCGACGCAGCAGGCGGUCGCCGCUGCCAAUCGCUAG